Molecule: messenger RNA, 2451 nt
Organism: Closterium sp. Yama58-4
Lineage: Eukaryota; Viridiplantae; Streptophyta; Zygnematophyceae; Desmidiales; Closteriaceae
Source: the annotation of a GenBank genome assembly
AUGAGCUUCAGUAACGUUACCGAGUUACCAGAGGAGCUGUGCAGCUUGUUGCGACUGAGGCAGUUACUCAUACGGUCGCAGUCUCUUCGCAAGCUGCCUAUUUCGUUGGAAUGUCUCAUCUCCCUGGAGCAUCUCUCUCUUCGCAACUGCGCUAUAGGCCAUCUCCCGAACGAUUUAGGCCAGCUUCGUAACAUCAAGUUCCUCACCCUAUCGUAUCUGCCAAGCCUAGCUUCACUUCCUGAAUCAAUCUGCCAACUGCCGGCCCUCUCACACCUUUCUCUUGACCACUGCCCCCGAUUCGCCAGGCUACCAGACAAUAUUUUCCAGCUGCCCGACCUAGAUACGCUGCAUCUAGACAAUCUGACUGCUCUCACCGCGCUUCCUGAUUCGUUCGGCCAGCUGCCCGCUGGCAAACCCUUGGGAUCUCCAGCCCUCCGGAGUCUCAAGAUCCACAGUUGCCCACGCCUAUCCUCGCUCCCUGACAAUAUCGGUCGGUUUUCCGCACUUCAGCAGCUGCAUCUGAAGUUCCUUGAUCAGCUUACGGCUCUUCCGGAUUCUUUGGGGUUGAUCACGGCGAUUAAGGAGUUGAAAGUGGUAGAGUGCGCCAAUCUUGAGGACCUCCCCGAGUCCGUAUUCGCCGUGAGAGCUCUUACAAGCCUUAUUCUUGACGGCUGCUCUUUCUCCGGCCUGCCCUGGGACAUCGGGCAGCUCCAGAACUUGGUCACUGUGAAGCUGUUUUCCACAAGCCUUUCUCACCUGCCUGACUCGUUCGGGCAGCUGGGGCAGCUGAAAGAGCUGACCAUUUACGAAUGCUACGACUUAUUUGAGCUCCCUGCUUCGUUCACCAACCUCUCUUCCUUAGAAACCCUACUCAUCUAUGGUGGAUCCUCGCUAAUAGACUUGCCUCUGGGUUUCGAGAAUCUGUCGGAGCUCCGUACACUAGAGCUGCUAAACUGCGCCAUGCCGUACCUCCCUGAUAGGUUCGGGGAGCUGCCGAACCUGGAGAUCCUCAAGCUUCAAACGACCGACACGUACAAAAGAAUCGGGGUUAACUUCGAACCUGCCCCACGGCCCGCUCAUCUGGGGUAUGAGAGCGAAGGCGAGGAGUUCCAACUGGACGGAUCCUGCUCCCUGCGUGGCCUUCCUGGAACCUUCAGCUUGCUCACGCGCCUGGAGCAGCUGAUCAUAGAUGGGUGUGAGAUGUUGGAGGAGCUUCCAAGCGGCAUGGGCAAUCUGUGCAGCCUCAAGGUGCUGAAAGUGGAGAAUUGCAAGCGGCUGAAGGUCUUUCCAUCCUUCUUGCCCCCUGCUGGGACUGAUGGCCAAGCUACAGGAUCUUCUGCUGCUGCUGCCACCUCCUCUGAUGCUGCUGCCUCCUCUGCUGCCAUCCCCCCUCCGCUGCCACUGCUUGAAGAACUGGUGAUCUCUUUCUGCCCGAAACUAGCAAACCUUCCAGAAGGCCUUCAUCUGCUGCCUAGGCUGAAUCAUUUCAUGCUCGAAGACUGCACCAGCUCGAAACUUGCCAACUGUAGCACCACCUCUCCUUCAUUACCCCCACUAGUAGCACCUAUCGCCCUUCCGCACUCUGUAGAGACCGUAAUCCUCUCAAACGUCUUCAAGUCAGCCCACUACCUCUCAGAAUCCUUCCUUUCCCUUGACCGACUUCUUCACUUGAACCUGUAUGACCUCCGAUCCCUCAAGCAGCUUAUAGCCCCCCCAGCCAUCGGCCUAACCGCGGACAAAGCCGAAGCUGAAGAGAAGGCUAUACCUCACACCCCUCUGCCUGAGCUUCCCAGGAUGCCUGGAUCGAUAGAGCAGGCUGGGUUGGGGCGCCUGUCGUCUCUGGUGCACCUUCACAUAGUCAACACCAACCUCCCCGCACUUCCGGAAAACCUAGGCGAUCUGAGGGAGCUGGCGGUGCUGCUGCUAGAAAAGUGCCAUGCCAUCACAUCCCUUCCCGCCUCCAUGGCUACCCUUCCCAAACUGCAGCAGAUCGAUCUCAAGUCCCUUCCUCUGCUGACUCACCUGCCCGAGAAUCUUGGGCAGUUGGAGGCCCUCAAUGAGUUGGGUUUGGAUUCAUGUAAAAGCUUGGAGAACCUUCCAUCUUCCUUCACUCUGCUCUCCUUCCUCAUAGUGCUCAGCAUCAUCAACUGUCCUAAGAUCACCUGUCUUCCAGAUUCCCUCUCCUCCUUCACCCGCCUUUCGUCCCUGAAACUCAAUCGUCUGCCCAAGUUACGUUUUCUCCCUUAUCCAUUUUCCCUCCCAUCACUUGUCCAAUUCUCGCUGCAAGGAUGCAAGGGUCUGAGGGCUCUGCCCAGCAACUUGGGCAGUUUGUCCUGUCUGAGGGAGGUGGAUCUGGACGGGUGUACUCAGCUGAAGGAGCUGCCACAAUCGCUGGUGGAUAGAGUGAAUGUGAUUGAAGUGAAGGGUUCUUGGGGAAAGAGCUGCUACUAA